GAACAGAUAUAAAUAGCUCCAGCAACUGAGGUGGCCACUGGAUAUACUGUUGUAAAACCUACCGAGGGAUUGCAGCCAUUUAUCUGAAGGGAAAAAAGGUUCAAUCAAUAAAUACUAGCAACACCUUGUAUUCUGAGCCUUUCAUAUGGAUGCAGAGGUAGAAGAUGACUUCUAUCAGUCAGAGGACGAGUUGGAUGAAGAUGAAGCAACACAAUAUAUAAUUGAACAAAGUCUCAUUCAAUAUAGAAAGCUCAAAGGGCUGAAUCCAAGUGAUUUGAAACCCAGUGAGGAUCCAGAUGAGAUUUUCAAAGCAAUAAAAGAUGGUGAUGAGGAAGCAUUGAACAAACUGAUUCUUCAACAAGACACUCUGUCCAGAGUUGAUGAACGAGGGUGGAUCCCACUGCAUGAGGCUGCAGUGUGGGACAACAAACGCAUACUAGAGAUUAUUUUCUCAGCAUCACCCCCAGGUGCAGCCCAGUGUCGCACUGUUAAGGGUGAGACACCCUUGUUCCUGGCCGUGGUCCAUGGACUCCGAGAGGCUGCUACAUUCCUUCUACAGAACGGUUGUAGCCCGGAUGUUCAGAACGAUGAGCAGGAUUCUCCUUUAGUGGCAGCUAUUCUGAAUGACCAGUAUGACUUGGCCACGCUGCUGCUCCGCCACAACGCCGCCGUGGACCAGACGGGACCACUGAGCAGGACCGCUCUACAUGAGUGCGCCUUUCUAGGUCUGGAGAACUUCGUGCACCUGCUCCUAGCGUCUGGUGCUGACCCAAAUGCCUGCGACAUCAAAAAGAAAACUCCUCUGGCUUUGGCAGCACAAAAUGGACAUUUGAAUGUGGUGGAGGCGCUGUUACAAAAAGGAGCUCAUGUGUGGUGUGAAUCGGAGUCAGGCACCGUUUUAUUUGAGGCUGCGGCUUCAGGAAACCCGGACAUCAUCUCAUUACUGCUGGAACAUGGAGCAGAUCCCAACCAGCCUCUGUACAGUGGGCACCUGCCAAUUCACCGGUCGUCCUACCACGGACACAGACUGGCACUUGAGCACCUGAUCCCAGUGACUAAAAUGAGUGCCGUGAAGGAAAGCGGGAUGAGUCCUCUCCAUUCUGCGGCUGCUGGGGGACACGCUCCGUGUGUGGAGGUUCUGCUCAAAGCUGGCUACGACCCAAACUUCAUGCUGCACCCGAGGGUGCGCCGCAACUACGACGAUGAGCGCCGGUCCGCCCUCUUUUUCGCCGUGUCCAACAACGACCUCCAGUGCACCCGCCUGCUCCUAGAGGCCGGGGCGAUGGUGAACCAGGACCCCGUAAACUGCCUGCAGGUGGCUCUCAGGCAGGGCAACUACGAACUGAUCAACACGCUGCUGAAAUCCGGGGCAAAUGUAAACUACUACUCCCGCAUCAACACCACCCACUUCCCCUCGGCGCUGCAGUACGCUCUGAAAGACGAGGUGAUGCUGAGGAUGAUUCUAAACCACGGUUAUGAUGUGAAGCGCUGCUUCGACUGUCCGUACGGCGACAGUCGCCACGACUACGCUUCCUGGACAACCUCAGUCAUCAAAGACAUGGUGUUCUGUGAGGUCAUCACUGUGUCGUGGCUGAAGCACUUGUCUGCUCAGGUGGUUCGCAUCAUGCUCGACUACACCGACCAAGUCUCCUUCUGCAACAAACUGAAGGAAACACUGAUGGAGCAGAAACAGUGGCCGGAUAUUUGUACCGUCCAACGAAACGCACGCAGCCUGAAGCACCUGUGCCGGUUGCGGAUAAGGGAACAUCUUAGUCGCCUGCGCUUGAGAGCCCCAGUUUUCAUCAACUUCCUUCCUCUUCCACCUCGGCUGAAAGAUUACCUUCGCUACAAGGAGUUUGAUGUUUACAGCAGAGGCAGCGUCAUCAACCCCUAGGGACAAUACAGCGCUCACAGACACAAGUUUGCUUUGUUAAUGUCAGCAUUGUGUAUUUAGUGUAAUGCUAUUUGUACAUUUUCUUUAAAUAGCUACAUUUAAAGGUUAGUGCCUUGUGUAAAAAUGCUAUAGUUAUAAUGACUAAUGGGGGAAUUUGGAUUCUAACAACACAUUUUAGUUUUAAUUAAUAAUGCCUGUUAACACACAAAUUUAAUGAGAAAAACCUCUGAAUAUAAUGCACUCCAGUUGGACUCCAAGACCUCAGUAAUAAACAGACUAUUGUGGAAA
Betta splendens (Siamese fighting fish) is the source of this 2182-nucleotide messenger RNA. It is a transcript of the gene asb14b, whose product is annotated as ankyrin repeat and SOCS box containing 14b. Lineage: Eukaryota; Metazoa; Chordata; Actinopteri; Anabantiformes; Osphronemidae. Gene Ontology annotation, molecular function: protein binding. Bases 146 to 1894 code for a protein of 582 amino acids. Gene Ontology annotation, biological process: intracellular signal transduction. The record is from RefSeq and is a predicted model, not a curated record. Gene Ontology annotation, cellular component: cytoplasm. The transcript is spliced from 10 exons.